AUGUCUGAUUCAACCCGCUUCAGCAAUGACUCUGACAGAGAAGAACGGUACCAGUUUGACUCAACGCCUGACCCCUCACCACCAGUGUUUACCAGAGUAAACAUUGAAGACUCAGAUGAAGAAAUUGAAGAUCAUGUGCCUCUGAGAGUGACACCCUCUCCUGGUGUACGCCUGAAGUAUGCUAUCAACUCCCCACGGCCUGGUGAAGUUUUGCCCAGUCGUGGAAAGAAAGUGGCGUCUAAGCCCAAGGCAGAGAAAAAGGAGAAGGUGAAGAAGUUCAAGGAUGUGCCUGCUCCCACUGUUGAAGAAAUCUUUGUCUUCUAUUCUUCAGAAGAAGAUGUGGAAGAGGAGACAAGAAUGAAGAGAAAGCACCGUCUCCAGCACAUAAUCCGCAAGCACUCUCAUAUGUUAGCCGCUGAGAUUUGGAGAAGAACGAAGGAAGCGGAGAGUGCCAACCUGUAUUUUCUGGCUCCCAAGCUGGGAAACUUCAAGAUUGCCCGCAAGGAAGGUGGACCUCACCGUGAGGAAUUCAAUAGAAGAGCUCUGCAGAUCAUCAGAGAUAUCAACUAUGUUGAUCUCUCCAAGAAGCCCAAGUCAAAGAAGACUUCAGACACUGAAGACAGUGAUGUGUUCCCGUCUGAACCUGCCGUUGAACUGCGCGGUCCUGCCAGAGCAUCCAGGAUCAGAGGUUCUUCACUGCCUCCUCUUGCGCCUCGCAACAAGCCCAGUAAAGACUCCAAGGGCAAGACAAAGAUGCCUGAGAAGAGGAAAGCCGCUGAAGACGCAGAGAAACAGUUCCAAAAGGAUCUGAAGAAAGCUAGGAAAGCCUCUGCUGUUGGACCCGGUUCCUCAUCCAAGGAUGCUACUGCUGCUACUGCUGCCGCCAUGGCCUCUGGAGAAGUUCCAUAUCCUUCUCAAGUUGUUCACAUUGAUCCAGUUCCGCUUGCUGCUUUUAAUGAAGGAACGCUCCCGGAUUCCCUCAUGAGCCAUGUUGAAGGCCUGAUUGUUGCCAAGACUCAAGCUGAAGAAUGGGAGCAGAACCGCAGUUUGCGUGUUGCCAGGCGGUUAGAAGAAGACCAUGCUGAGAAGAAACGUGUUGAGAAGGAGAAGAAAGCCGAAGAGAAGAAAAGGGCUGACCUCACCGCCCUGAAGAAAGAAAAGGAACUUGUGUUGAAAACUCAAGCUGAGCUUGAGAAGAAGAAGAAGAAAACUAUGCUCGCUGAGCAGAUGAAACAAGUAGCCGAAAGCAUGAAGGUUGAUAAGACUAAGAGUGAAGCAAGGAAGAAAGCCGCCGAGAAAACGCCUGAAGUACAAGGCGGAAAUGAAGAAAUUGAUCGGGAGAAGACAGAAUAUGAGACCCGUCGUGAGAUUGGUCUCAAGGCCAGACAUGAUACAGCUGACCCCUCUGACACUGAAGAAAGUCAGGAUUUACCUCAGAUCGUUCCAUCAAAGAAGAUCACUAUGACUCGUCAGGCGUCUCAGAUUGCUGAAGUGAAGAAGACUGCCAAGGAGUUUGGUCUGAAGAUCAAAAUGUGUUGGGGAACGCGGGCAUAUCUCCAACAAGAUGCCCCAGUGCCAACGCUGAAAGUUCGUGUGAAUAAAGUUGUUAAGAAGAAGAAGAUUGUUGCCCCGUCCGACCCGUCAGACCCGUCCAACCCAAAUUCCUCAAGUGAUGAGGAGAAAGAAGAAGAGAAGGAAGAAGAGAGAGACCCCGCGCAGUCUGAUGAUCUAAUGGAGAUUGACCGUCUGCCAGAAGAUCUGCUCAAGCCUGUGCCGAAGAAAAGACGAUCCGGACUCGCUAAGGAUCGUGAAGACAGGAGACUCUCACGGAUGUUUGUGACAUCUCAAACUAUGUUUGAAGACAACCGCGAGCUGUUGUCUCCCAAGCCAAAGAUGCCUAUAUCCUCUGACCGAGAGAAGGUUUACUUCAAGGCCCUGAAGAACACUGAGCUUCGCCACAUAAGGCUGGAGAAUGGGCUGAAGUACAAGGAGGAGAGAUCAGCUGAAGACCGGAGGUUUGGGUCUUUUCAGCAGCAGGACUACUAUGCGCAGAUUCUUCUGCCACGGACCCACUUUGCCAAGAUGAAGUACAUCAAUGAUGAAUGA
This is a messenger RNA of Brachypodium distachyon (stiff brome), 2106 nucleotides long. RefSeq lists its product as uncharacterized. The transcript has 3 exons. Bases 1 to 2106 code for a protein of 701 amino acids. The record is from RefSeq and is a predicted model, not a curated record. Lineage: Eukaryota; Viridiplantae; Streptophyta; Magnoliopsida; Poales; Poaceae.